Hirundo rustica (Barn swallow) is the source of this 2445-nucleotide messenger RNA. RefSeq names its product homeobox D3 (gene HOXD3). The coding region runs from base 243 to 1490 and encodes 415 amino acids. Lineage: Eukaryota; Metazoa; Chordata; Aves; Passeriformes; Hirundinidae. The record is from RefSeq and is a predicted model, not a curated record. Gene Ontology annotation, molecular function: DNA-binding transcription factor activity, RNA polymerase II-specific; RNA polymerase II cis-regulatory region sequence-specific DNA binding. Gene Ontology annotation, biological process: regulation of transcription by RNA polymerase II. Gene Ontology annotation, cellular component: nucleus. The transcript has 5 exons.
GCCAGCGGAGAACCGUCGGCGGAAUGCGACCGCGCAGGCACCUCCGCUCCCGGGUCCCGCAGGCCGCGGGGGGAGCGCACAGUUCUGCAGCAUGGAAGAUCAUCCACAGUCCGUGCCCACGGAUUAUCCAAAGGAACCUGAAGAUCCUACUCACACAGUUAAAGUCAAAAAUCAAGAAAAAACGUAAGUUUGGUGGCUGCGAGCGGCCCGAGCCGACGACGUGAGGCGCGGGGCGGCGGUCAAUGUUAUUUGAGCGGGGGCCGCGGGCCUCGGCGAUCGCAGAGCAGAGGAUGCAGAAAGCCGCCUACUACGACAACGCGGGGCUCUUCGGGGGCUACACCUACAGCAAGGCCGACGCCUACCCCUACGGCGCGGCCCACCAGCCCUACGGCCAGGCCGGCUUGGACGGCGAGUACCCCGGCUCCGCCUGCUCCGUGCAGGGCUCGGCGCCCGGCCGCGCUCCGGCCCACAAGAGCAGCGAGCUGAGCGGGAGCUGCAUGCGGCCGGGCGGGGGCGGCCCCGGGGGCAGUCAGCCCCCGGGGAUCGGCGAGCAUCAGCCCCCGGCCCUGCCGCCCUCCUCCCCGCCCAACCCCCCUCCCAGUGUGCCCCCUCCGAAAAAAGCCAAGGGGGGGCCCAACUCGUCCGGCUCGGCCAGCGCCACCCUCAGCAAGCAGAUAUUUCCUUGGAUGAAGGAGUCCCGGCAGAACUCCAAGCAGAAAAGCACCUGCGCCCCCCCAGGAGAGAGCUGCGAGGACAAGAGCCCCCCCGGGCCGGCCUCCAAGAGGGUGCGCACAGCCUACACCAGCGCGCAGCUGGUGGAGCUGGAGAAGGAGUUUCACUUCAAUCGCUACCUGUGCCGGCCGCGCCGCGUGGAGAUGGCCAACCUACUCAACCUGACAGAGCGGCAGAUCAAGAUCUGGUUCCAGAACCGCCGGAUGAAGUACAAAAAGGACCAAAAAGCCAAAGGCAUCAUGCACUCCCCCGUCGGACAGUCCCCGGACCGCAGCCCCCCUCUGAGCGGCCCGAACCACGUCGGCUACUCCAGCCAGCUCCCCGGCGUCAACAGCCUCAGCUACGACGCGCCCUCGCCCACCUCCUUCGCCAAGUCCCAGCAGAGCAUGUACGGGCUGGCCGCCUACACGGCGCCGCUGAGCAGCUGCCUGCCGCAGCAGAAGCGCUACGCGGGCGCGGAGUACGACCCCCACCCCAUGCAGAGCGGCGGAGGCGGCUUCGCCAACCCCAGCCUGCAGGGCAGCCCCGUCUACGUGGGGGGCAACUUCGUGGACUCGAUGCCGGCCUCAGGCCCCAUGUUCAACCUGGGGCACCUGCAGCACCCCUCCUCCGCCAGCGUGGACUACAGCUGCGCCGCCCAGAUCCCCGGCGGCCACCACCACGGACCUUGCGACCCCCACCCUACCUACACGGACCUUUCCUCUCACCACACCUCUCAGGGACGGAUGCAGGAGGCGCCCAAGCUCACGCAUCUGUAGCGGGGCGGCGGCCAGCGGGCCCCGCUCCCCUCUCCAUUACCUCACUUUUCUGACGGGACAGUGUUACUGUGCUCUCUAGUGCCAACAGUAUCAGUGGAUUUGUCUCCCUUAGCAGCUCCCUUCUUUCUUCCGCAGCCCCGAGUAGGUCCGUGAGCAGGAGCCUUUCUCUUAGAGCUGUUUUAAGCAUGACAGUGCAAUAUACUGCCAACCGAGGGACUGAUAAGCUGGUAAUGAUGUACUUGAAGGUAAGUCUUAGAGAUGCUGUAGUGUUAGCAGCGCGUCAUGCUGAGGUGUUUUAGACCAGUCGUGAGCCGUCGGAACUCGCCCGCGCGUAAGCUUAUUUCAGAGAAGUUAAUUUAUGAGUUCUUCCGUAACGUAAGGAUCGCAUUGGACUAAAUGAUAUGUAUUUAUUAUUUUAAGCGAGACAUUUUUUGUAUCACUGAUUAUUUAUCCUCGUCUUAAUGUAUUUAUGUGGGUAUUUGUAGAGUUUCUUCGCCAAUACUUCGGGAGAGGGAUUCAGGUCCGUGGUGACUUACAUUUCACCUAUUUAGUAUAAUCGGUCUGAGCUAGUUGAGAGAGUAGUCUUGAACAGUUGUAACAGUGGCUGGUGUUUGUAGUUUAUGUAAGGAUUAAUUAAGACAGCAAGUCGUAAAUCAUUAAUAGAGUAAAACAAACUGUGGCAUCACACAAAGAGCCGUUACACUUAAAAAAAUAUUGAAAGUAUUUUUAAAGUAUUUAUUUCUAAUCGGCUGGCCCCACUCGAGCGCCUCGGUGGCUUGGCUGGCAGCUGGCUCGGCCGGGUGAAGCCACCUUUAGUUGGUAGCGCAGCCGCUUUGAGGAGGCGAUCUACAAAGAGGGGCUCUUGGCCAUCUUGUUUCAGAUCAAAUCCUACAUAUAAAAACCUCGGUGAGGUUAAUUUAUUUAUUGGCUGGGUAUCUAUCGCGCAUAUUAUUUC